Umbelopsis ramanniana AG is the source of this 1406-nucleotide messenger RNA. RefSeq lists its product as uncharacterized. Lineage: Eukaryota; Fungi; Mucoromycota; Umbelopsidomycetes; Umbelopsidales; Umbelopsidaceae. The transcript has a single exon. Bases 190 to 1200 code for a protein of 336 amino acids. The record is from RefSeq and is a predicted model, not a curated record.
UUCCGUUCCACACUUCGACUGCUUCGCAAACGUCAGCCAUCUCCACAUACCCCACCUCGAGAAGAAGAAAACCUUCGUGCUAGUCCUGAAAAGAAAGUAUGUGUUGCCACGAGCGAAUACUAUUCCUUGCAUCUCAAAAAAACAAUUUGUUAAUAAGCUUUUCGCUUCUAGAAAAUCGAUUUCGACGUAAUGCUUCCAGCCAUAGACGAAAUUGAUCCAGCCCAUGCGCCAGAGAAUAUCCCUAUUCCCGACGGCUUCCCUGUCAAAGAUGUUCCAGUAUAUUUGAGAGGCGACGGAGACAGCAAAACAAUCUCAAAGGAGGUACUCAUAUCCCAUGCCACCAUCUACGGCAAAAACUCCACAAGAGCACUCACUCCGUACGAAGUUGCCAUCAACGAAGCGUGCGUCAAAUUGGCGUUGCAUAAUCCUGUUUUUCUCGCUGACAAAGGGGCACUUCUUGAACAUGCCAAGAGAAAAUUGUUAAAUGAUGGCUACACGUAUAAGCGCGGACAGUCUCGAUCCAAAUUGAAUCCCAAUUCCCGGUCUGGGGUUUCCUUACGAGAUGCAUUCAAGCAACGUCGAAACGAGACAGCCGAAAAACUAUCGCUUGAUAGAAAGCAGCGAUUGGCAGAGUUGGAGGAAAAGCUUAGCGAAUCCGUCACUUCUCGACGACAAGCUGAAGCACUCGUCAAAAUCCGAGCAAAGGAGAAGAAUGGAACGGGAUUACAGCAAGCGAAACGAAUCCUUGAAGCGAUCGUCAAGGAAAAGUCUAAGAUAGGUAGAGAAAUAAGUGUGCUCAAGGCACAAGAACGAAAACAUCAAUGGUAUGAAAAGCAAAAGGCGAAGAAGAGGACGGACUCCGGUUUUGGUGAAGCAUCCUUCUUUGGAGAAGGCGAACAGCCAUCUAACGGCCAUAAAAGUGAUGUCAGUGAUGCUGGUUCACGACACGAAGAGGAGAGUAUGCAAUCUCAAGACUCCGCUAUAGCAGACUGCUCGCAACCGCUUGGUCAAGACUCUUCGCAAGGGCAAGAUUCGUUGCAUAUCAGUGACUCCAAUGACUAUCAACAGAGUGCACUGGAAGCGUUAUCGCUUGCCGCUAUUGCGGCUGCAGCUGCUGAGAAGAGUGCAUUAGGCGGUGUUGAAACUCGGUCGAGGAAAAAGUUGCGAUCCAUUUAUGACGAUGCUUAUGCACAAAUGUAAAAUAGCCUCCCAUACCACAAGAAAUAGGGGCGCACAGCAAAGUUAAUAUCGAUGAACACGAAAAUUACACAUCCGACCCUCUCAUUAAGCUCCAACCAAGCAAGCCAAAACCUCUUCCACCAACUUCACUACUUGUAGAUAGCAUGGCAUACUGAACAUAGUAGUACUAGACGUACCUCAGUUUGCCCUCGCGCUUUUUUAUUGUU